AUGGGGGGCGCCCUGGUAUGGGUGCUGUUGUUGCCGCUGCUGCUGCUGUUCCAUCCAGGCAGCCAGGAAUUGUCGUGCCAUGUGUCCUCGGGGGACGUGGACUGGACCAGGGAGUUCACGGACACAUGCCUGAACUUCAGUGGCCAAAGCCUGAGCCGGCUGCCUCAGAACCAGUCUCUGCAGGCCAGCAGUGUGCUUCAUCUCGACCUGUCUGGGAAUGGCCUUCGAGAGCUCCCACCGCUUUUUUUUGCUCACCUGGGAAAGCUUCAGGUCCUGGAUGUGACCAACAACCCCCUGGACCCCGUGGACAGGGCACUGGCCGAACACUGUGACCUUGACCUGAGGGCUGACUGCAGCUGUGUCCUAUUACCCUGGCACGAGGUCCGGCGGGACAACUGCUCUGGCCCACUGUCUCUGCGGUGCCUGGAUGUGUCCACCGGCGCCUGGCACAACGUCUCUGCCUUCUUGGAAGUGGGCUGUGCCCCUCCUCUGACCAUGACAACCAUAGGAGCGCUGGUGGCCAGUGGAAGCCUGUUCUUCAUGCUCGCCAUUGCUGGCCCAGUGCUGGCGUGGAGACUCUGUAGACAUCGGGUAGGCGGUAGCCGGGGCAUGAGCAAAACGUGGGCUGCUCAGAAUGGUCCUAGGUCUGGCUCGGGCCAGCAGCCACGGUACAGUAGCCGGGGCCUCAGCCCUAAGCUCCCAGCAGCCACCCUGCCCGGACCUUCCACUUCUGACUAUGAGAACAUGUCUGUGGGCCAACCAGCUGCCAGGCACCAGUGGGCUGAACACAGGCCUCACCCUUCAGAGGACAGCAACUUCUACAUGAACUAUGAGAGCCUCCACCAUGAUUCCCAGCCUGUCUACUGCAACUUGCAGUCGCUGGGCCAGGCCUCAUCGGAUGAAGAGGAGUAUGUGAUCCCUGGGCGCUGA
This is a messenger RNA of Mesoplodon densirostris (Blainville's beaked whale), 930 nucleotides long. RefSeq names its product leucine rich repeat containing 25 (gene LRRC25). The transcript is spliced from 2 exons. The record is from RefSeq and is a predicted model, not a curated record. The coding region runs from base 1 to 930 and encodes 309 amino acids. NCBI's taxonomy places the organism in Eukaryota, Metazoa, Chordata, Mammalia, Artiodactyla, Ziphiidae.